Molecule: messenger RNA, 635 nt
Organism: Eucalyptus grandis
Lineage: Eukaryota; Viridiplantae; Streptophyta; Magnoliopsida; Myrtales; Myrtaceae
Exons: 2
Coding region: 19-519 (166 amino acids)
Source: RefSeq, a predicted model, not a curated record
GGUAGGGGUUAGAAUGUCAUGGCGGACGCCCUUAUUUCAAAUCAGACGUUCCUUCUGAUGCCAGCACCAGAAGGAAGCUUUUGCGUAGGAACACAAAUUUGGAGGCCCUUUGAUCUCAACAAGGUUCGGACACCACCACCGGCAUCGGAACCGACACCGACCUUUGCUUUUCUAAUGUCCACACUGACUUCCCCACCGCCACCGCCAAUGUCCGCCUUUGCUCUUCACACCGCCGUGCGGAUGUCCGGCACGACAUCGCCAGCUUAUGUCUCAGCACUAGCACCGCCCAUGGCUGCCUCGACAUCAAGUGAGUCCACCUCGUCCGCCUCGGCAUCAAGUGGGUCUGCCUUGGCACUGCCCAUGUCCAGGAUGAAAAUUUCCACCUCGGCACAUCUUGGUGACGUUUUAUUUUCAAUGUUUUAUUGCUUGAAACAUGUUUAUAUAUAUAGGAGUUCAUGUUUGAAUUCGAGUCCUAUGAACUUAGGUCGCGUUUGCUACCGAUUCUGUUUUCGGGAAUAGAUUCUGAUUAGAAAUGAUUCUUUUUUAUUCUAUUCCCGGAAACUACUUUUUAAGCAUUUUUAAGCGGUUUGUUAACUGUCCAAUUUUUUUCAUUUUAGAAUAGAAUUAUGUUGGUA